This is a messenger RNA of Onychostoma macrolepis, 2421 nucleotides long. RefSeq lists its product as uncharacterized. Bases 714 to 1355 code for a protein of 213 amino acids. Lineage: Eukaryota; Metazoa; Chordata; Actinopteri; Cypriniformes; Cyprinidae. The record is from RefSeq and is a predicted model, not a curated record. The transcript has 2 exons.
AUAAGCAAGGUAUCCGACGGACCAAUAUAGUAGUUGCUACUUCCAGCAGACUGAUGCAAGAGCCAGCUCUAGACGUGCGCUCCCCGUUAUUGUUCAGUGUUGUGCGUUCAUGCGAAUAAAUACCACAACAUAAUUAAUAACUUGUCAAAUACUGCCACCUGAUCUGUCAUGACUCUAAAUGAUGUUAUUAUGGAUAUCACUGCCUGAUAAGCACUAUUAAAGAGAAGUUUGAAGAGGAUUUACUUCUCCCUUGCCUGAUUCUCUAACCGGAAUCAAUGCCCAUAUUUGUCCGCCAGUAGAACUGAAAUUUUAACAAGGUUGACAGAGGUGCUACCCCGCAACAGAGAGCCUGAGCCCGCUGCGACUGAGCCACUACCAUCCACUGACCAAGUGCGUGAGCAGGCCACAGCGUCCGUCGUCGAGGAAGUAUUGGUGGUGCUCAAGGAUUUGGAGGGAAGCCCCGCCCACACUCCUAUGACUGGGGGUGAGCUGCAACUGAUCUCUGGGAGAUAUGAAGAGGAACUGAAGGACAUUUUUCAGACAGACCUUAUUGACUGGUGGGGAGAAGUACAAGCCUGUGUCCCUGGUUCCGUCCAGCCCUGCAUCUCCUGUCUCCACUGGUCCCGUCCAGCCCUGAACCUCCUGUGUUCCCUCCCAGCCUCCCUCUCCCGCCUCCUCCCAAACCAGCCAGUGCCUCGCCUCCAACACCGCUGAUGACUGUCAGUCCCUCAGCUCCCCCUCAGUCAGCGCCUGCCAUGCGCUCUACUCUGCCGCCUCAGGACACCCAGUCUCCAGCUCCGCUCAGAUGUGCGGAUCCCCUAUCUCCACUCCCAGUCGCCGAGCCCUCGACUACACCUCGGCUCCUAGCUCCCUCGUCUCCACCGUUGCCUGUCGCUCCACUGGGCUCCCUCAUCUCUCCGGCUCCGCCUUGGUCAGUCGUCGACCAUCCGCCGCCUCGGGACUCCACUCCUCUGGCUUUGCCUCGUCACUCAAUCCCUCUGGCUCUGUCAGGCUCCUCCUUCCCUCCGGCUCCACCUACAUCCUCAGUCGCACCGGCUCCACCGCGGUCUUCCGGAUCCCCGCCUCCGCCUCAGUCACCUGAGCCUUCAGCUCCGCCUUGGCCCUCCGGAUCCUCAGUUCCACCCCGGCUCUCCGUCUGCCCCGUUCCACCUGGGUCUCCUUCUCCAGCAGCGCAGUCUCCAUCAGUCGGCCUCCUGGUGUCGUUGGCCCAAUCUACACCAAGGCUCCUCCCACCGUCGACUCCGCCGUGGGCCGCCAUCCUGGCUGGCCUCUGGAUAACCACCUGGCUACUCCUGCUUCAGGCUCCUCCCACCCUCCACUCCCCCUUGGACUGACUUUUGGUUUUGCCCCUUUCCCAUUGCCUGCCCUCCUCUUGCUCCACGCCCACCUCCAGAACCCCCACCCUCCCACCUCUGUUGGACUGUUUUUGACGGUGCGGGGACGUGCCGUUCCGGGAGGGGGCGUUAUGUCACAUGUUGACCUAGUUUCUUCUGUUCCCCUAUUGUUUAAUUAGAUCCUCACCUGUUUCUGUUUCCCCUAGAUUACGUUUAGUACUUAAAGCCUGUGUUCUCCCAUCAUUCUUUGUCUGCUAUUGAGUUUGCUUUGUGUUUUGCUCCUUGCUCCUGGAAUUCUACUGUGGAUUAUUAAUAAAAGACUUUCAUUUGUUAUAUUCAUCGUUGUGCGCCUCUUUAGCAUACACAAACGUUACAACAGUAAUGUGGUACUUUACAUAAAACAUUAUGUAACUUAAGUUUUACUAGUGGUAACACAAUGUGACGUUAAUUUUAAAAUGACCUUUUAUCAGCACAUUAACAAACUUCCACCCACACAGCCAGACAUAAGUUCAUUAGCUUAUAGCAAAUACAAUUCCAAAGGCAAGAAAAUUAAAGUGUAUGAAUGAUAAUAAAAAAAAAAGAAUUACUAUUAGAUACUGAUCUUAUGUUUAUACUGAGCACUUGAUAUGCAUUUAUAAAAUAUCAAGGAAAUGCAACAUAGUAUGUGCCCGUACUUUGUUCUCUCACCCUAUGUUCAUAAACUCAGCAUUUUCCAUUUCAUUUUCCCCAGCCCAUUUUUCUUGUUUUUUUCUAGGUGCACCGUUGCAGUGAGACACAUGGUUCAUUUACAAGUAUAAUGUCCCAGUCAACAAUGAGAUUUUGAGUCAAGCGUCUAGAAUGUUUGUGGAUGCUUAAAUUCAAGACAAAAUCCAUAAAAAAUCAUUUAAAAAAAAAAGCUGCUGAUGGGGCAGGAUGCUACCAGACCCUCUGUCAGGAAUUUGAACACAGUCCCGGAAGGGUAUAAGCCCUCCAGACGCCCCAGGUGUGUGUGUGUGAGAUCUCUUUGUGUCUGAUUAGGUCUGUACGUGUGUGUGAAAGAGAGCGAGGGAUUUCUUUGUGUCUGAUU